AUGUAUCGUUUCUUUGUGAAACUAACAUUUCUGCUUUCAGCUGUCGUCGCGUCAGAAGGUUUAAAAUGCUCGUUACCAACUGAAUCCUGCCUCAAUGGAGGAUGGUGUGAGCCCUCCAAUGGGAAUGGCGAGUGCAGGUGUCCGAGCGACUAUGUGGGCAACAGGUGCCAGUUCCCAAGUCCUUGCAGCCCCUCGCCGUGCCGGAACGGAGGUGAAUGCCGUCCGGUCGUCCACGGCAACACUUUCGAUUUCCACUGCGUUUGUCGAAUGGGUUUCUCGGACCGCCUUUGCCUGACUCCUACCAACCACGCCUGCAUGAGCUCUCCCUGUCGAAAUGGAGGAACAUGCGACCUCAUCACCCUGUCGUCCUACCGAUGCCGCUGUCCGCCCGGCUGGUCUGGUAAAACAUGCCACAUCGCCAAUCCCUGUGCCUCCAACCCUUGUGCCAACGGCGGCCAGUGCUCCGCCUUUGACUCCACCUUCAUCUGCACCUGCCCACCGUCCUUCCACGGCAAAACCUGCAAACAGGACGUCAACGAGUGCGCUCAGAUGCCCGCUCCCUGUCAGAACGGCGGCGUCUGUGUGAACGAGGUGGGCUCCUACCACUGCCGCUGCCCUCAACGCUAUUCCGGCCCACACUGCGAGACCCUGUACAUGCCAUGCAGCCCCUCGCCGUGCCAGAACGGAGGCACCUGUGUACCGAAGGGAGAGACCACCUAUGACUGCAGCUGCCUGCCAGGCUUCACUGGUCCUCACUGUGAACACAACAUUGACGACUGUCCCGGCCACAACUGUCAGAACGGUGGAAUCUGUGUCGAUGGAGUGAACACCUACAACUGCCAGUGUCCGCCUCACUACACAGGUCAAUUCUGCACCGAAAAUGUGGAUGAAUGUGAGUUGAUGCCCAACGCGUGUCAGAAUGGAGGCACCUGUCACGACACUCAUGGGAGCUACCACUGCGUCUGCGUGAACGGCUGGACGGGAGACGACUGCAGCGAGAACAUCGAUGAUUGUGCCAGCGCUGCGUGUUAUCACGGGGCCACCUGCCAUGACCGAGUCGCCUCCUUCUUCUGCGAAUGCCCACACGGACGAACAGGAUUACUGUGCCACCUCGACGAUGCCUGUAUCAGCAACCCAUGUCAAAAGGGCUCCAACUGUGACACCAACCCAGUCAACGGCAAGGCCAUCUGUACCUGUCCUCCUGGCUACACCGGAUCCGCCUGUAACUUGGACAUCGAUGAGUGCUCUCUUGGAGCCAACCCAUGUGAGCACGGUGGUCGUUGCCUCAACACUAAAGGAUCUUUCCAGUGCAAAUGUCUUCAAGGAUACGAAGGGCCGCGCUGUGAGAUGGACGUCAACGAGUGCAUGUCCAACCCCUGUUUUAACGAUGCCACUUGUUUGGAUCAGAUCGGGGGCUUUCAUUGUAUCUGUAUGCCAGGAUACGAAGGCGUAUUUUGCCACAUCAACACAGACGAAUGCGCCAGCCAACCGUGUCUCAACAGCGGCAAAUGCGUCGACAAGAUCAACUCGUUCCACUGCGACUGUCUAAAAGGUUUUUCGGGUCAUCUUUGCCAAGUGGACAUUGACGAAUGCGCAAGUACUCCAUGCAAGAAUGGGGGAAAGUGCACGGAUGGUCCCAAUAAGUAUACAUGCGAGUGCGCAGAAGGUUACACUGGACAGCACUGUGAGGUUGAUAUCAACGAGUGCUACUCUGACCCCUGCCAUUACGGGACCUGUAAAGAUGGACUGGCCUCAUUCACCUGCUACUGUCGACCUGGUUACACUGGCCGCUUGUGCGAAACCAACAUCAAUGAAUGCCUCAGCCAGCCAUGCAAGAACGGUGGAACUUGUCAGGACAGAGAGAACACAUACAUUUGUUCUUGCCCCAAAGGAACCGCUGGUUUCAACUGUGAAAUAAACCUUGAUGACUGCAAGAGCCAGCCGUGUGAUUAUGGAAGAUGCAUUGACAAAAUCAAUGGCUAUGAAUGCGCCUGCGAGCCCGGCUACACAGGCUCCAUGUGUAACAUCAACAUUGAUGAUUGUGCCAUCAACCCCUGUCACAAUGGAGGCACCUGUAUCGACGGCAUCAACAGCUUCACCUGCCUCUGCCCCGAGGGCUACAACGAUGUGACCUGUUUGUCCCAAGUGGAUGAGUGCGGCAGCAACCCCUGCAUCCACGGUCGCUGCCAGGAUCUUGUCAAUGGAUACAAAUGCACCUGUGACUCUGGAUGGAGCGGACACAACUGUGACAUCAAUAACAACGAGUGCGAGUCGAACCCGUGCAUGAACGGUGGAACCUGCAAAGACAUGACCAGCGGCUACCACUGCACCUGCAGAGCGGGCUUCACCGGUCCUAACUGUCAAACUAACAUCAAUGAGUGCGCCUCCAACCCAUGUCUGAACCAGGGCACGUGCAUUGAUGAUGUGGCUGGAUAUAAGUGCAACUGUCUGCUUCCUUAUACUGGCGACAAUUGUGAAAUCCUGCUGGCUCCAUGCAGUCCCAGACCUUGCAAAAACGGUGGCGUAUGUAAAGAAGCUGAAGACUAUCAAAGCUUUUCUUGCAUCUGCCCAGAAGGAUGGCAAGGUCAAACAUGUGAAAUUGAUAUUAACGAGUGUGUGAAGAGUCCGUGUCGCAAUGGAGCCUUCUGCCAAAACACCAUGGGAGGCUAUCAGUGCAAGUGCCAGCCUGGAUACACGGGGCAGAAGUGCGAAACUGACAUUGACGACUGCAAACCGAACCCCUGUAGUAACGGAGGCUUGUGCCGAGACGGAAUCAACACGUUCACUUGCACCUGCCUGCCUGGCUUCAACGGGGGGCGCUGUGAGCAGGACAUCAACGAGUGUGAGAGUAACCCGUGUAAGAACGGAGCCAACUGCACCGACUGCGUGAACAGCUACACCUGCACCUGUCGACCCGGCUUCAGCGGCAUCAACUGCGAGAUCAACACCAACGACUGCACUGACAGCUCUUGUUUUAAUGGAGGCACCUGCGUGGACGGUAUCAACGCCUUCACCUGUCUGUGUUUGCCCGGCUUUACUGGCAGCUAUUGCCAAUACGACAUUAACGAGUGCGACUCCAAACCGUGCUUGAACGGAGGCAGCUGUCUGGAUAGUUAUGGCACCUACAAGUGCACCUGCCCUCACGGUUACACAGGGAUCAACUGCCAGAAUCUGGUGCGAUGGUGUGAGUCCUCUCCCUGUAAGAAUGGAGGGUCGUGUUGGCAGAAAGGAGCCUCUUACACCUGUCAGUGUCAGACUGGGUGGACCGGGCUUUACUGUGACGUCCCAAGUGUGUCCUGCGAUGUAGCUGCUAAACGGCAAGGAAUCGACGUGGCUCAGUUGUGCAGAAACUCAGGCCAAUGUCUGGAUGCUGGUAACACACACUACUGCCGCUGCCAGGCAGGCUACACCGGGAGCUACUGCCAAGAGCAAGUGGACGAGUGCUCCCCCAAUCCAUGCCAGAACGGGGCCUCAUGCACAGACUAUCUGGGAGGUUACAGCUGUGAGUGCCUUCCGGGUUACCAUGGCGUCAACUGCUCCAAGGAAAUCAACGAAUGCCAGUCCCAGCCCUGUCAAAAUGGAGGAACAUGCAUCGAUCUGGUCAAUACAUACAAAUGUUCUUGUCCGAGGGGAACGCAAGGAGUUCACUGUGAGAUUAAUUUGGACGACUGCAACCCUUCCACUGACCCAUUAACCAACGAGCCCAAGUGUUUCAACAACGGCAAAUGCGUGGACCGAAUCGGAGGCUACCAGUGCGUUUGUCCGCCGGGUUACGUGGGAGAGCGCUGCGAGGGGGACGUGAACGAGUGCUUAUCGGACCCCUGCGACCCCCGAGGUUCCUACAACUGCAUCCAGCUCACAAACAGUUACCGCUGCGAGUGCCGCACUGGGUACACAGGUCAACGCUGCGACAAGGUGUUUGAUGGGUGUAAAGGACGGCCGUGUAGAAAUGGAGGCAGUUGUGCGGUCGCUAGUAACACUCCCCAUGGAUUUAUCUGCAAAUGUCCUCCUGGUUUCACGGGGUCUUCCUGCGAGUAUGAUUCUCGCUUGUGCGGCAGUCUGAAUUGUCGAAAUGGCGGUACAUGCGUGUCCGGACAUCUGGGCCCACGCUGUCUCUGUCCUUCCAAGUUCACUGGCCCCGAGUGCCAAACUCCCAGUGACAGCCUCUGCUUCUCAAAUCCCUGCUACAACGGCGGAACCUGUCAGAUCACACUGGAGGCUCCAUUCUUCCAGUGCAGCUGCCCCAACCACUUCAAUGGCCUCCUGUGUCACAUCCUUGAUUACUCCUUCACUGGGGGUUUUGGCCGGGACAUCACUCCUCCUCCGGAAGUGGAGGUGAGCUGUGAGAUUCCACAGUGUGAUGAGUGGGCGGGAAACCACAUCUGCGACUCUCUGUGCAACAACCACGCGUGCGGAUGGGAUGGAGGAGACUGCUCCCUAAAUUUUGAUGAUCCUUGGCAAAACUGCUCUGCCGCUCUACAGUGUUGGAGAUAUUUUAAUGAUGGGAAGUGCGAUGGUCAGUGUAACAGCCCUGGGUGCCUUUAUGAUGGCUUUGAUUGCCAAGGACAGGAAGGCCAGUGCAACCCCCUGUAUGACCAAUACUGUAAAGACCAUUACGCUGAUGGCCACUGUGACCAAGGCUGUAACAAUGCUGAGUGUGAAUGGGAUGGACUGGACUGUGCCAACAACAUGCCAGAGAAGCUUGCGGAUGGGCACCUGGUUCUGGUCGUCCAUAUUCCUCCGGAGGAACUCAAGAAUCGAUCGUCCACGUUCCUCCGAGAGCUCAGCAGUGUCCUCCACACCAACGUUGUUUUCCGACGUGAUGCCAAAGGGGAACCAAUGAUCUUUCCCUAUUAUGGUAAUGAGCAAGAUCUGGUGAAACAUAAUGUGCUGAAGAGAUCCACUGAAGGGUGGCCAGAGUGGACCUCUGUUCCUGCAAAUGUCUUUGAUCAAGUGACAGACAGCUUGUCCUCCAUGGUCAACUCAAGAAAACGCAGAGAAUUGGAUCCUUUGCAAACCAAAGGGUCUGUGGUCUAUCUGGAGAUUGACAACCGUCAGUGUUAUCAGCAGUCCUCUGAAUGCUUCCAAAGUGCCACUGAUGUUGCAGCUUUCCUUGGUGCUUUAGCCUCAAGUGGAAACCUAAAUGUUCCCUAUAUCGAAGCAGUUACAAGUGUGAAACCCUCUGCUCCGAGCUCUGAGCUCUUCACUGUGUACGUGGUGAUAAUGGGACUGGCAGCCGUAGGUUUCAUCGGCCUUGGUGUUCUGGUGACCCGUAAACGGCGCAGAGAACAUGGUCAUCUCUGGUUUCCAGAUGGAUUCAAAGUUUCUGAGCCCAGCAAAAAGAAACGACGAGAGCCUGUUGGAGAGGAUUCAGUUGGCCUAAGACCAAUGAAAAUUGCUGAUAUAAACCUUAUGGAUGACAAUCAAAAUGAGUGGGACGAUGAGGACCCAGACUGUCGCCGAUUUAAAUUUGAAGAACAAGCAAUGCUAGAUUUGAGUGACCACACGGAUCAAAGGAAAUGGACGCAGCAGCACCUCGAUGCCGCUGAUCUGCGUGUUGCAUCUAUCGCUCCUACUCCUCCUCAGGGAGAGAUUGAAAACGACUGCUUGGACGUCAAUGUCAGAGGACCAGAUGGUUUCACUCCGCUGAUGAUUGCCUCAUGCAGUGGAGGUGGACUAGAAACUGGUAACGAAGAAGAGGACGAGGAUCCUUCAGCUGAGAUCAUAACCGACUUCAUAUAUCAAGGAGCGAACCUCCACAACCAGACCGACCGCACCGGUGAAACGGCGCUCCACCUGGCUGCACGUUACGCUCGCUCUGAUGCGGCGAAACGUCUCCUGGAAUCCAGCGCUGACGCAAACGUUCAGGACAAUAUGGGCCGCACACCUCUUCACGCUGCUGUGGCUGCCGAUGCUCAAGGCGUCUUUCAGAUUUUAAUCAGAAACCGCGCCACUGAUCUUGAUGCACGAAUGAACGACGGAACAACUCCUUUGAUUCUUGCUGCACGUUUGGCGGUUGAGGGCAUGGUUGACGAGUUGAUCAACUGCCAUGCGGAUGCCAAUGCCACUGAUGACUCUGGUAAAUCUGCUCUUCACUGGGCUGCUGCUGUAAAUAAUGUCGAGGCUGCUAUGGUGCUGCUAAAGAACGGUGCCAACAAAGACAUGCAAGACAACAAGGAAGAAACGCCGUUGUUCCUGGCAGCCCGGGAAGGGAGUUACGAGACUGCAAAAGUUCUUCUGGAGCAUUUCGCCAACCGUGAGAUCACCGACCAUCUCGACCAGCUGCCGAAAGACAUUGCCCAGGAACGAAUGCAUCACGAUAUCGUCCGCCUUCUGGAUGAGUACAACGUGGUCAGGAGUCCAGGUCUUCACAGUGCGCCCAUGAGCAACGCCAGCCUGUCCCCGCCUCUUUGCUCUCCCAAUGACUUUUUAGGCAAUCUUAAGCCAAACCUUUCAGGCAAAAAGGUCCGCAAAGUUAACAACGGUAAAGGAGGCAAAGACGUAAACAAGGACAACAGAAUUAAGAAGAAGAAAUCUGACGGGAAGGGUAGCUUGCUCGACACAUCUGCGGUGCUCUCUCCAGUUGAGUCUCUCGAGUCUCCCAAUGCCUACCUGUCUGACGUUGCCUCUCCUCCCAUAACGUCCCCAUACCACCAGUCGCCUCCGCUCUCUCUCAAUCAGCUGCAGGGAGAGAGUAACCUUAGUCAGAUGGGACUAACCUUCGACGCAAACCCUCCACGUCUGUCUCACAUGCCCGUGUCGAGUCCCAACGGUCAGGGCACAAUGGGGGGUAACAGAGGAGGGCAGUGCGACUGGCUCUCCAGGAUGCAUCCGGGAGUGGGCCAGCAGGGCGGCUUCACUCAGUCACCUCAAAUGUCUCACAAUAUGAUGGGUGCAAUGCAUGGCGUCAACACCGCUACGCUGUCUCAAAUCAUGGGGUAUCAGGGUUUGCAGAACGGCCACCUGGGCUCGUCCGUACACGCCAUGCACACGGCUCAACUGCGGCAACUUCAACAUCAAAACUCCAGCUCUGCCACCACGAUUCAACCGCCGGGCCAGAACUUCCCCGGCCUGGAGUUGACUAGUCCCGAUGUGCCAAACAAUGCCCAAGGUCGCUCCAUGACCAUCCAUACGGUCAUGCCCCAAGAGACGCAGAUUCUGGGCACGCAGUUUCUCACGCCUCCCUCUCAGCACAGCUACUCUGGCCCAAUGGACAACACGCCGAAUCACCAGCUCCAGGUGCCGGACCACCCAUUCCUCACCCCGUCCCCUGGUUCUCCUGACCAGUGGUCUAGCUGCUCUCCACAUUCCAACAUGAUGGAUGUAGCCGCUGACACUGGAGGGAUGGAGGAGACCUGCGAGACGUACGACUCUGCAAGAGCCAAAGUAGCUGCGAAUCUGCACUGGUUGUUUGUCAAGGCCUUUGGUCCAGAUGACAUUCCUGCAGAUCUGCAAGACCCAUUUUACACCGAUCAAUACGAGCAGGAGCACAUUAAGCCUCCUGUGAUCCACGUGCUACUGUCAGCGGAGCUGUACUGCAGAGUGGCUGACGUCCCGCAUCAUGAACAACACUCGUCCCUUCAACACCAUCAGUCUGUCCUCCAGCUGCUGUCCAGGAAAGGCGUCUACGUCCUGGAGGACAACGAGACUCUCGUCUCUGAACUGGACCUGUCUUCUGCUCCCAUUAAAAUGAGCUGCCACAUCCAGCUCAUCGAUGCCCUCAUCACAGCUUACACCGAGCAAAUGAUAAGCAUCGAAAAGGUGAUGUCAUCGGUCACCUGCUUUGUGGAACCCAGUGACUCUCUGUUGUCGCCUUUGGAUUUGGAAGACGCUAUGGUUUUAUGGAUCAACAAGGUGGUCAUGAAACUCAGGGGGUCGACACAAAAGGAGCCAAAACUUAAGCAUUUACUGGAUUCACCGUGUAAUCAGAAGGUUCGUUAUCGUAAAGAUCAACUGUCUGGACGUUCUCAGCAACACUUCCCUGUCUUAGACAACUUGUCCAGUUUUGUCAGUAUUGUGACGUCGCUGCUGGUCGUCGUUCACUUCUAUUGCCCCGAGCUGAUCAGACUCGAAGACAUCUGCCUCAGGGAGGUUCCCUCCACUGCUGAAAGUUUGUCAAAUAUUCAACUCUUGAUGGAAUUCUCCAAUGAAUUUCUGAACAAAUGUUUCUACCUCAGCCCUGAGGACAUUCUGUGUUCUGCUGCAGUGUUGAAGAUUAACAUAAUGCAGAUUAUUGCUGAAAUGUUUUGGAUUUUUGAAGUUGUGAAGCCUGACUUUGUGCAACCUCGUCAGGACAUUGUCAAGAACAAAGACGUAAGAAAAACACAAAGCUCAAAUUCACUGAAGCAAAGAUUUUGGUCUUCAAACUCCAUGGCAAAGUCCACUGGUCCUCAAAGAUGUUUGAAAGGCUCCAACUCAGCCGUUCUUCCACUGAGUCAGAAAGAGCACCGACUGAUCGAGGAUCACACUCUGGGACAGAGACACAGGUCCAGCUCACUCGGACAGAGUUCUACAGACUUUGCUUGGCCGAAGAAAAGGCAAAGGCCAUUAUCGCAGACAGUGCCUUACGCUCUACACUUCCCAAUGAAGGAGAACGCUGAUACGUUUAGCCUGGACCGCUCAAUGAGUAAAGACAGUUUAGCAACCAACUACAUGAGCACAACCCCAAUCGACGUGGCGGGUCCAGGACAUCCACGCAGACUGAGCGGUCAGAACCUGGCAAACUACAUCCGCUAUGAAGACGAGGAGGAGGAGAUUGAGGAGGAGGAGCUGGUUUCCAUCAUCAAUCCAACAACACUGUCUCGCCACCACUAUCGGAGCGGAACUGAGCAGCAGGACUCUCUCUCGCUGUCUCACUCCCUGCAUCCUUUCAGACCAAUGAACAAGCACAGUUCUUUUGGUUUGGAUCGAUGUCUUGCUUCCACAGAGCCGUCGAUGGAAAAAUACUAUCUAGAGCCUUUAAUGCCUGCAAUUCCAAAGCCAGCCAAAGAGAAAAGUGUGCAAGAGAAUAAGAGGGAGGAGUGUGGUGAGUCGAAAGGAGCAGUGAGAAAGACAUUUGCUAGCGGUGCUUCCUGUGGGGCGACUGCUGGUUUUUCGCUGAGAUCGGCCUCACAUGGCUCCACGGACGCUAACAGUCGCAGUAAAACAAAACAAUCGGACAAAUUGUUUCUUCACUUAAAAGCUGACAGACCUCUGACUUCUCUGGAGGCCGAUAAAGACUCUGAUGAUGAAUACUUCACCGAGGAGGACGAGCUGAAUGAGCCCGAAUCUCAAAGCUGUUACAGAAAAGAGUAUCGUCACUUUGGAGAAGGGGAAUCCAUGAAACUGGGAGAGGACCAACAAGACUGUGAGUGGGACGACAAAGAAGAUCACAGUGGGAGCUCCAGUCCGUGUCUCAGCUCUGCUUCAUGGUCGAGCAGCGGGGCCGGAGUCAAAAUGACGAGCUUCAUGGAAAAGAAGCUGUUGAAACUUGGACAUUAUGGUGAUCUUUCCAGUUCUAGCAGCACACCGCGGACCACACCAGACGAUUCAGAAGCUGCUCUGUAUCUACCCUGGCAGAUGAAAAAGAGUGGCAGCUCCUAUUCACUUGAACUCCUAGAGCUCCACAUGCAGCUGGAGGAAAGGAGACACACCAUCGAGAGUCAGAAAAAGAAGAUGGAGACUCACUCAGCACAACAACGACUCAAGUUAGGAAAAGCAGCAUUUUUAAACAUUGUCAAGAAGGAACCUGGGAGAAGUGACACCCUCCCAUUGCCCAUGAAACAGGGAUCCUCUGAGCGAGGAGCUUCCUCUCUAAGAGGACCGAAAGCACAGAACUGUUUGGAUGAUUCUUGUCUAGAGGUUUUGAAAAUGAAAGAAAAAUUAAAUGAAUGUGCACAGAUCAUAAAAACCACUGAGGUGUCCCAGGACUCAGGGCACUGCUCCCGCUCCAUUGAAGUUCUGAAUGAAGCUAUUGCUUCAAUACAGCAGCAGAUAAAGCAACUGUCUCUACAACAAGAUAUACUGAUCAAACACCGCUCUGUGCUUCCCCAUGACCCUCAGUCAGAUGUAAACACAACUCGAAACGCCACCACAAAAGAAAAUCCUCCCAGCGCCACCCCACAGAAAGACCCUCACUCCACUGAGUCCAAAGCUUUUGUUGUAAACUUUACGAAUGACGAUGACCGUAGCUUCGGCUCUUUGAGAUGUCCACCUAAACUCAGCUCCAGUCAGCGGAAAGCCUCCUUUCAAAAACAGAUGAAAAACACUGGAACAGAGAAAAGAGAAGCCGUUGUGUCCAAAAUGGAGCCAAACGUUAGAAAUUCCUUCAGCAUUUGUGAUGAUGCCCCAAAACAACGAGACACAUUUGAAUCUACACUACAGACAUCAGCCAACUCCAACAACUCUGCCGCCCGCGAAGACAGGAACAGACCAGACAUCCAGAGUCUUAGCUCAGAGGAAGACGAGGCUGUCGCGGACAACAGGACAAAGACACAUCUCAUUGAAGUAGAUCUGUCAGAGAUCAGGGAACAGACAGAUCAGAACUCUGCAGAUGGAGAAACUGAACAGAAGAAUGCCCUGGGAUUCUUUUUUAAGGAUGAAGAGAGAACAGAUGAGAUGGCAAAGCGCCGGGCUGCCUUUCUCAUCAAACAGCAGCGUAAAGCAGAGGAGGCAAAACUUCGCAAACUACAGCAAGAAGCAGAGAGCGAGCUGAAGCGAGACGAAGCCAGACGCAAAGCAGAAGAGGAUCGCAUUCGUAAAGAAGAAGAAAAGGCCAGGCGUGAGUUCAUAAAGCAGGAAUAUCUGAGGAGGAAGCAGCAGAUGCUCAUGGAGGAACAAGGCCUGGUCAAGUCUUUGCCCAGAAUAAGGCCCCAAAAGAACAGACACAGGUCUCUUCGUAAAGGAUCUACCAGCCUCUGCAAACAAGUCACCACAUCCGACCGAAGUGGGAGUCACCAUGGAUCAUCGCAAUCAUUGGUCACAGAGGCUGACAGUGUAUUGUCUAUGGAUUCUCAGCGCGCUGACUCGGUGUGUUCAGGGGACUCUUUCCCAGUUGUGAGCCGGGCAUCGAGCAGAAACAUGGAGAGAGACUGGGAAAUGGGCUCUAUCGCCUCUUCAGUCACUUCAACAGAGUACACGGGUCCAAAGUUGUUCAAAGAGCCAAGUUCAAAGUCAAACAAGCCAAUUAUCAUUAAUGCCAUCGCUCACUGCUGCUUAGCUGGGAAGGUCAAUGAAACCCAGAAGAACGUCAUUCUAGAGGAGCUGGACAAGUGUGAAUCCAACCACUUGAUCAUCCUGUUCCGAGACGGCGGGUGCCAGUUCCGAGCCAUUUACGGUUAUUCCCCGGAAACGGAAGAGAUCCUCAAACUGACAGGCACCGGGCCUCGCAGCAUCAGCCACAAGAUGAUCGAGAAACUCUACAAGUACAGCUCGGACAGGAAACAGUUCAGCAUCAUUCCCGCCAAGUCUGUGUCGGCCAGCGUGGACGCUCUGACCAUCCACAACCAGUUGUGGCACGCCAAGAGACCAGGAAGAGGAGCCGGGUGUGGUCAGGGCUGGGUGUUCUCAGAGCUGGGUGUUCAGAGCUGGGUGUGUUCAGAGCUGGGUGUUCAGAGCUGGGUGUUCAGAGCUGGGUGUGUUCAGAGCUGGGUGUUCAGAGCUGGGUAUUCAGAGCUGGGUGUGUUCAGAGCUGGGUGUUCAGAGCUGGGUGUGUUCAGAGCUGGGUAUUCAGAGCUGGGUGUGUUCAGAGCUGGGUAUUCAGAGCUGGGUGUGUUCAGAGCUGGGUAUUCAGAGCUGGGUGUGUUCAGAGCUGGGUGUGUUCAGAGCUGGGUAUUCAGAGCUGGGUGUGUUCAGAGCUGGGUAUUCAGAGCUGGGUGUGUUCAGAGCUGGGUGUGUUCAGAGCUGGGUGUGUUCAGAGCUGGGUGUGUUCAGAGCUGGGUGUUCAGAGCUGGGUGUGUUCAGAGCUGGGUGUUCAGAGCUGGGUGUUCAGAGCUGGGUGUGUUCAGAGCUGGGUGUUCAGAGCUGGGUGUUCAGAGCUGGGUGUGUUCAGAGCUGGGUGUGUUCAGAGCUGGGUGUUCAGAGCUGGGUAUUCAGAGCUGGGUGUGUUCAGAGCUGGGUGUUCAGAGCUGGGUAUUCAGAGCUGGGUGUGUUCAGAGCUGGGUAUUCAGAGCUGGGUGUGUUCAGAGCUGGGUGUGUUCAGAGCUGGGUGUUCAGAGCUGGGUGUGUUCAGAGCUGGGUAUUCAGAGCUGGGUGUGUUCAGAGCUGGGUAUUCAGAGCUGGGUGUGUUCAGAGCUGGGUAUUCAGAGCUGGGUGUGUUCAGAGCUGGGUGUGUUCAGAGCUGGGUAUUCAGAGCUGGGUGUGUUCAGAGCUGGGUAUUCAGAGCUGGGUGUGUUCAGAGCUGGGUGUGUUCAGAGCUGGGUGUGUUCAGAGCUGGGUGUGUUCAGAGCUGGGUGUUCAGAGCUGGGUGUGUUCAGAGCUGGGUGUUCAGAGCUGGGUGUUCAGAGCUGGGUGUGUUCAGAGCUGGGUGUUCAGAGCUGGGUGUUCAGAGCUGGGUGUUCAGUGUUCAGAGCUGGGUGUUCAGAGCUGGGUAUUCAGAGCUGGGUGUGUUCAGAGCUGGGUGUUCAGAGCUGGGUGUUCAGAGCUGGGUGUGUUCAGAGCUGGGUGUUCAGAGCUGGGUAUUCAGAGCUGGGUGUGUUCAGAGCUGGGUGUUCAGAGCUGGGUAUUCAGAGCUGGGUGUGUUCAGAGCUGGGUAUUCAGAGCUGGGGUGUGUUCAGAGCUGGGUGUGUUCAGAGCUGGGUGUGUUCAGAGCUGGGUGUUCAGAGCUGGGUGUGUUCAGAGCUGGGUGUUCAGAGCUGGGUGUUCAGAGCUGGGUGUGUUCAGAGCUGGGUGUUCAGAGCUGGGUAUUCAGAGCUGGGUGUGUUCAGAGCUGGGUAUUCAGAGCUGGGUGUGUUCAGAGCUGGGUAUUCAGAGCUGGGUGUGUUCAGAGCUGGGUGUGUUCAGAGCUGGGUGUGUUCAGAGCUGGGUGUGUUCAGAGCUGGGUGUUCAGAGCUGGGUGUGUUCAGAGCUGGGUGUUCAGAGCUGGGUGUGUUCAGAGCUGGGUGUGUUCAGAGCUGGGUGUUCAGAGCCAGGUGUUCUCAGGGUUGGGUGUUCAAGCUUGGGUGUUCAGAGCUGGUUAUUCAGAGCUGGGUGUUCAGAGCUGGUUAUUCAGAGCUGGGUGUUCUCAGGGCUGGGUGUUCAGAGUUGGGUGUUCAGGGCUGGGUGUUCAAGGCUGGGUGUUCAGGGCUGGGUGUUCAGAGCUGGUUAUUCAGAGCUGGGUGUUCAGAGCUGGGUGUUCUCAGGGCUGGGUGUUCAGAACUGGGUGUUCAGGGCUGGGUGAACUCCUUGUGGUCGUAG
Messenger RNA from Knipowitschia caucasica, 13371 nucleotides. The record is from the annotation of a GenBank genome assembly. Lineage: Eukaryota; Metazoa; Chordata; Actinopteri; Gobiiformes; Gobiidae.